Messenger RNA from Grammomys surdaster, 1709 nucleotides. Its product is annotated as C-type lectin domain family 2 member D11-like. The coding region runs from base 70 to 696 and encodes 208 amino acids. Gene Ontology annotation, cellular component: external side of plasma membrane. NCBI's taxonomy places the organism in Eukaryota, Metazoa, Chordata, Mammalia, Rodentia, Muridae. The record is from RefSeq and is a predicted model, not a curated record. The transcript is spliced from 5 exons.
UGUGGUUCUGUCUCUCAGCUUUCAAGUUUCAAUCCUCCUGUAGCUAAAACUCAGCUUCUCAGCUCUGAGAUGAGUACCACGAAGGCUUCCCUACCUAUGCUCAACACCACAGACAGCCCGCAGGAGGCAGAAAUGGGUAAAACGCUUCAAGGAAAAUGUCUCAGAAUCCUCUGCUCUGAGUCUCCUGCUAAGCUUUACUGCUGCUAUGGAGUGAUCAUGGUCCUCACUGUAGCUGUAGCUGCUCUUUUUGCUGCUUUGUCAGUAAAAAGGACAGAACAGAUCUCAAUCAAAAACAAUGCCUAUGCUGCUUGCCCGAGAAACUGGAUUGGAUUUGGAAAUAAAUGUUUUUAUUUUUCUGAAUACUCAAGUAACUGGACAUUCAGCCAGGACUUCUGCGUGGAACAAGAGGCCCAGCUAGCUCGAGUUGACAACCAGGAGGAGCUGAAUGUCCUAAGUAGAUACAAGGGGAUUUUUGACCACUGGAUUGGCCUGUACAGAGAGUCAUCAGAGCACCCUUGGAAGUGGACAGACAACACUGAGUAUAACAACUUGGUUCCUGUCCAGGGAGUGGAAGACUAUGCGUACCUGAACAGUCAAGGGUUCAAUAGUGCCAGGAUCUAUGUAAAUCGCAGAUGGAUUUGUAGCAAGCUCAACAGCUAUAGCCUCCACUGCCAAACUCCUUUUUUUCCUUCUUAACUUUUAACAAGAGAUGCUUCUUAGCCUGUUAUCUAUGGGUGCUACUCUUUACCCUAUGGUCACACAUUGCUAUCAAAACAAAUAAGAGUAUUUCCAACAUCACAAGUGAAAACCAUCUUGGAGAGCUGCACAUACAGGGGAUUACAAGAACAUAGAUGAGUCUAAAGUAGAUGUUGUCACUCAUACCUUAAGCCUAAAGUACAACUAAUGUUCUUGAACCCCACUUUUAUGAUAUGAAGUUUUUGUGCAGAGAAAUCUUUCCGUUGAAUCUAUGAGACCACAAAAAUGAGUCUCCCAACAUGCAUGUGACCUUUAACAAUGAAAGCAAAAUGGCUGGGAUAGUGACAUACAUCUAUAAUCCCAGCUACAUAAGGGUUGAAACAGGAGGGUCACAGGUUCAUGAGUGGGGACUGAAAGCGUGGAAACACCUUAACAAUGACAGGGAAGAUUUGAACCCAUCUGUAGCAUCCCAUCAUUUGGAGAACCAUAUUAUACAUGCUUUUCUGAACUCAAACCAACAGACAGAAGAAUUUAAAAAGUGUGUAAAAUUAAGAUUUACUUUAUACUAUGCAAUUUAGCACGUAAGGGACACUGGUGAUAUAUUUCUCUACUUUACUUUUCAACGUUCCUAUUUCCAAUUAUACUGUUCUAAGUAUAAUUAUAAUUACUUACUUAUCCUGUUCUAAGUAUAAUACAUUUUAUAAACAAAUGCCAUUUUAAUUUCACCAUUUUAUGGGAUUUAUUUCACAUCAAACGUGAAACUCCUUAAGCAUUUAAUACUUAAUUUUACACUAGCAUGUAUAUUAUUGAGUUUUCAAAAAAAAUAUUUAAAAUCUUAAAGAGUUAGCUACCCCAUACUGAUGAGUCCCAAAAAAGGACGAAAUAACAGGCUAAAAAGCAUCUCUUGAUCUCUUCAUCCUUUCUUUUCCCUCUUGUUUUUUUUAUUCAAUAUUAUAUUUAUUUAAAUUUCAGAUGUUAUCCCCUUUCCCCAUUCCCCCCUCAUUAACCCCCUA